AAUGGUGGGAGUUAGUUCACCUGAGCAGCAGAAUGAAUAACAAAGUUUUUCAGUUUGGUUUUUGGAUUGUUCGUGUAUUCAACGUAACUUUGUGAAGUUAAAUCUCCCUUUUUUGUUCUCUGUUUUGUGUUUUUGGUGUUCAUUUAUUAAUUUCGAAAAAGUACGAUACUGUGUGCCAUUCGAUAUCGAAUUUUUAUGGAUUUUUAGUGAACUUUUCAGUAAACUUUUGGAUUGUUUGCUUAAAUAGACGAACUUACAUUGGAUGUUUUUAUAAAUUUGUUUAACAUGUGUGCUUCCUGAGAUGUGAUUUCCUUUUUGUUCUUAUGGUGGACGCAAGAUACAGACCCAGCAGGAUGCAUCUCAACGGUGAUUCGAUGGAAAGUCCAGACGAGAGUCAUGAGAUGCUCGAAGCUGAAAAUAGAGGAGUCGCUGGAAGAGUGGCUGAUCUUGAAAGGAAAGUUCUGGAACAGGGAGAUGAAAUUCUUUGUCUUAAGGGUACCCUGGCAGAUGCCUUAAGACGCCUCAACGCUUUAGAAGGGCUGAGAAGCAGCUCCUCGAACUCCAGUACUCCCACGACUCCUCUGAAUAUCAACGGAAAUGCCUCGAUGAAAGACAUCAAACAGAGGACUGGAAGUUUUUCUACUCUCAGAAUAGAAAACGCAAAUAGAAGUAGAUAUACAGGGUCUUCCCUUCCUCAACGACGUGCCGUCCACUAUCAGUCUACCGGAAGUCUACACUCCGACAGUCAUAGUUCAAGUAGCGUAAGUCCCAUUCCUUCCCCUUCACCCAGGGCAACCCCAUUGCCUCUGCAAGUUGCGAGAAGAACGCCAAGUACGCCAACAGCUACCAGUCCAAGUAUAAUCUCAAACAACGGUAGCCUUCAUAAACGAUGGAGUUCCACCGGAGACUUCAAUCAAACUGGAGUUACCGGAAGUCCAACCGGUAUGCAAAGCAAGUUUUCCACCAAAUCCUUUAUGAAUCUGUUUAAGUCAAAUAAUAACCUUGCAGCACCUAACUAUAAGCACGGAACAAAAGACGCUCAGUACAAUGAAGAGGAGAAAACCGUAAAACUCUACCUUAAAGGCAGACCGAUAAUAUUGUACGCCCCUACAGAAAUUACUGAUAACUAUGAAAUAACUAAGGUAUCGACAGCUCCGACCCAAAGGCUCAAACUGGACUGGGUAUACGGCUACAGAGGUAGAGAUUGCAGAUCUAACCUUUAUUCCCUACCCACCGGCGAAAUGGUUUAUUUCGUAGCCGCGGUAGUAGUCCUAUACAACGCCGAAGAGCAACAUCAAAGACAUUAUUUAGAGCACACCGAUGAUAUUAAAAGUUUAGCGAUACACCCAAACAAAAUGUUGGUAGCCACUGGUCAAGCUGCCGGGGUCGAUAAAUUAAAUAGUAGGGCGCACAUUAGGGUAUGGAACUCUGUUACCCUGCAUACACAGAGUGUUAUCGGUAUUAACGACUUCAGUAUCGCCGUUUGUUGCUUGUCUUUCUCGAAAGCAGAUGGCGGGAUUUUACUAGUUGCCAUUGACGAUUCCACCGAUCAUACCAUAUCGGUGUGGGAUUGGCAAAAAGGUGAAAAUGGAUACAAAAUUACAGAAACAAAGAGUUCGGUGGAUACAAUUGUAGCUGUGGAGUUCCACCCUAUAGACCGGAAUACGAUAGUAACGUGCGGAAAGUCGCAUAUAGCGUUUUGGUCAUUGGACGUGAAUGGAACAUUGUACAAAAGAAUGGGAAUAUUUGAAACAAGAGAUAAACCGAAAUACGUUACCUGCGUAGCGUUCUUACAAACUGGAGAAACAGUGACAGGUGAUUCCAAUGGCAAUCUAGCUGUCUGGGGUCGAGGUACUAACACCAUUUGGAAGUUAGUUAAAAACGUCCACGAGGGAAGCGUAUUUUCGAUAUGUGUAUUGAAAGAUGGCAGUGUGGUAACGGGCGGUGGAAAAGAUGGAAGAAUAGUCCAACUGGAUAACAAUUUACGUACAGUUGGAUUUAGUGAGAUUGAACCUCAUUAUGGUGGCGUAAGAGUCAUUUCAGAAGGAAGAGGCUCACAACUUUUAGUCGGUACAACAAAAAAUUGUAUCUUAACUGGAACAUCCGACUUAGGAUUCCAACCAAUAAUAUUAGGUCACACUGAUGAUUUGUGGGGUCUGGCAGCACACCCAAGCAUACCUCAAUUCGCCACCGCUGGGUAUGAUAGAGUCCUACAGUUAUGGGAAUCAAUGUCGCACAGUAUUUUAUGGAGCAAAGAUAUCGGGGAACAAGCUCAAAGUGUAGCUUUCUCACAUGAUGGAUCGGUAAUACUAGUCGGUUGUGUCAAUGGUAAAUGGAUGAUAUUCGAAACACAAACCAGAGAACUGUUAGGUCAACACACAGACGGAAAUGAACCUAUCCAAGUAAUACAGUUCUCUCCAGAUGGCAGUAUGGUAGCACUAGGUUCUAGGGAUAACCAGAUAUACAUCUAUCAAGUAUCGGAUGACGGAAUGAAAUAUAGUAGAGUUGGGCGUUGUUCAGGACAUUCCAGUUUUAUAACUCAUCUGGAUUGGGCUUUGGAUAAUCAAACACUCAGAAGUAAUUCGGGAGAUUAUGAAUUAUUAUAUUGGAAUGCUGGUACCUGUCGGCAAAUACCCCAAACCAGUCUGAUGCGUGACGUGGAUUGGGCAUCAAACACGUGUACGCUUACCUUUAAUACGAUAGGUAUUUGGCCGGAAAACGCAGAUGGCUCUGACAUUAACUACUGCGACAGAAGCAUCGAUUCAAGACUAAUGGUAACAGCUGACGAUUUUGGCAAAGUGAAAUUAUACAGCUACCCCGUCAUACAACCAAAAUCGCUGUGUCAUAGUUAUGGAGGUCACAGCAGUCACGUGACGGCAGUCAAUUUCUUGCACGACGACUCUAGGGUUGUUUCCAUUGGUGGAAAGGAUACCGCCGUUCUGCAGUGGACCGUAUCGUAAAAUUUUCGUUGAUACGUAAGUUUUCGAGUAAAAUCAAAAAAGGUUUUACAAUUUUAAGCCGCGAACAACCGACUAAACGAGGCCUUAUUACUUAAAAGAUUAUUUACAAUUUCGAGAGUGCCCUAUAACAGUUGUAUAAAAGUUAGAAGUUUAAAAAAUAUUUGUAACUUGAAAUAUAUACAUAAAUAUUUCGUUCAUUCUUUCCAUUCCGUUUAUGUAAUAAGUCUUAUUAAAAGAAAUAAUAAAUCAUGGU
This is a messenger RNA of Sitophilus oryzae (rice weevil), 3213 nucleotides long. RefSeq names its product echinoderm microtubule-associated protein-like 2. The coding region runs from base 324 to 2960 and encodes 878 amino acids. NCBI's taxonomy places the organism in Eukaryota, Metazoa, Arthropoda, Insecta, Coleoptera, Curculionidae. Gene Ontology annotation, cellular component: mitotic spindle. Gene Ontology annotation, molecular function: microtubule binding. The transcript has 20 exons. The record is from RefSeq and is a predicted model, not a curated record. Gene Ontology annotation, biological process: microtubule cytoskeleton organization.